AUGCGACUCUCACGUAUUCUCCUCGUCGCGGUUGCUAUGGCUCGACUCGAAAGCGGCAAUGCGGUGUCGGACCGUAGUGAGGUGAUACCUUCGAGGACAAUCGGCCGGGCGCUUCGCUUUUCUGCGAGCAUCGAAGGAACAACUCAUCGUGUGCAUGACGAGGAAAGAGGACUAUUUGACUUCUUCAAACGCAGGUCCUUCAAAACCAACAUGAAAGCAGCAUACCUGUAUAACGCGAAGGUGUACGACGAUAUUCUCGCAAAGUCUGGGGACUACACAGCAUUUGGGGCGUGGAAACAAAUGAAGUAUUCGGAGAAAGAAAUUUCGAGAGCCAUGAAAAAGCUUGGUAAGAACCCGGGCGAGAUCGAGACUGUAUUGGCCACCUUUCGCCUGAUGGCAAAGGCGAAGCUGAAGUAG
Phytophthora infestans T30-4 is the source of this 417-nucleotide messenger RNA. Its product is annotated as secreted RxLR effector peptide protein, putative. NCBI's taxonomy places the organism in Eukaryota, Oomycota, Peronosporomycetes, Peronosporales, Peronosporaceae. Bases 1 to 417 code for a protein of 138 amino acids. The transcript has a single exon. The record is from RefSeq and is a predicted model, not a curated record.